Messenger RNA from Eucalyptus grandis, 2255 nucleotides. Its product is annotated as heterogeneous nuclear ribonucleoprotein Q. Gene Ontology annotation, molecular function: mRNA binding. Gene Ontology annotation, cellular component: nucleus. Lineage: Eukaryota; Viridiplantae; Streptophyta; Magnoliopsida; Myrtales; Myrtaceae. Bases 266 to 1702 code for a protein of 478 amino acids. The transcript is spliced from 9 exons. The record is from RefSeq and is a predicted model, not a curated record.
GCCCACGCCCACGCCCAUCUUUGCGUUUCUUUUUUUCUCGUUUGUGAGGUCGGGCAGAAGACGAUCGAAGAAGAAGGAGGAAUCAUCCCCCCACCCCACCAGUUUAGCCCUGCGAACUGCAGCUGAGCGAGGCGGAGGAGGGAGCUUGGGAGCGCGCGCGCGCCUCUGAGGUGUUUUUUUGGGACGACAUCGUCGACCUCAAUUUCGGAUCAGGUGCCACUCGUGUACGGUUCUCACGCAAGAAACCUUUCGGUGUGGAGCAAAUAUGGGAGACGGCACGGAAGUCGAUGAGCGGGUUGACCUGGAUGAAGAUAAUUACAUGGAAGAAGAAAUCGAUGAUGACAUCGAAGAGCAGCAGGACGAGGAUGCAGGAGACGGGGCCGAUGAAGAUAAUGCGGAUGAUGAUCCUGAAGAAAUCGAGGACUCCAAAGAAGAUGGGGUUGCUGGAGAGGACCAAUCCCCGGACACGGACACAAGUCCUGCUGUCGCCAAUCCCGUUGAGGAUGAAGAAAGGCCGGCUGUGUCCUUGAGUGCUGAGGAGAUAGAGAAGCAUGCUCAAAUUCUUGCCCUUCCUCCUCAUGGAAGCGAGGUUUUUAUUGGAGGCCUCCCGCGGGAUAUUUUGGAAGAAGAAUUAAGGGAUCUAUGUGAACCAAUUGGAGAAAUUCAUGAGAUUAGGUUAAUGAAGGACAAGGGCACUGGUGAGAGCAAAGGUUAUGCUUUUGUAGCUUAUCGGACACGGGAAAUGGCACAGAAAGCCAUUGAGGAAUUGCAUAGUAAAGAGUUCAAGGGUAAAACAUUGAGAUGUUCACUGUCAGAAACUAAGAACAGGUUAUUCAUCGGUAAUGUUCCCAAGUCUUGGACAGAAGAUGAGUUUAGAAAAAUCAUAGAGGACGUUGGACCGGGGGUUGAAAACAUAGAGCUGAUAAAGGAUCCUCAAAAUCCUGGUCGUAAUCGUGGAUUUGCUUUCAUUUUGUACUACAAUAAUGCAUGUGCUGACUAUUCAAGGCAAAAAAUGGCAAGUUCUAAUUUCAAGCUGGAUGGGAAUACCCCUACUGUCACAUGGGCUGAUCCAAAGAGUGCACCUGAUCACUCUGCUGCAUCUCAGGUGAAGGCUCUUUAUGUGAAGAACAUCCCUGAUAAUACCACUACUGAACAACUUAAGGAAAUAUUCCAGCGUCAUGGAGAAGUGACAAAGGUGGUCAUGCCACCUUCGAAAUCUGGGAGUAGCAAACGGGAUUUUGGCUUUGUUCACUAUGCUGAAAGGUCAAGUGCAUUAAAGGCUGUCAAAGAUACUGAGAAAUAUGAAAUUGACGGACAUGCAUUGGAGGUUGUCCUUGCCAAGCCUCAGACUGAGAAGAAAACUGAUAGCUUGAGUAUUGGGGUUCAGGCUAGCCAUCUUCAAAAUCCUGGCUAUGGUGGUUUUAUUGCUAAUCCGUAUGGAUCUUUGAACACGGGAUAUGGUGUUUCUGCCAGUUUACAGCAGCCGGUGAUAUAUGGUAGGGGACCAAUGCCUUCGGGGAUGCAUAUGGUGCCAAUGGUUCUGCCAGAUGGUCGAAUAGGCUAUGUUUUACAACAACCUGGUGUACAAAUGCCGCCACCUCGGCCUCGGAGAGUUGAUCGGAACAAUGGGACUGGUGCACAGCCAGGACGAGGGAGUGGUGGGGAUGAGGGCAACCGAAACAGAAGAUAUCGACCCUACUAGGAUUGCAGGUGAUGAUGGUUUUUGUUACUGGUGGGAUGGAUGACAGAUUGGGUAUAUGGAUAAAGAGAAGGCCAUGGAUGACGUAAGUUGUGUCCAUUUGACUUGCCAGAUGUAAGAGAGCGGCUAAUGUCCUACAUCAUCCAGUUUCCCGAGGAAUGGAAGUUAAUCAUUCUCGAUUGAUGUAAUAUCACUUUACUUGGUAGUAGGAUUUGUGUCCAAAAAGAUCAUUUAGCAGCGUCCCGCAGAUACAAGAAGUCUGACAGAUUCAAGAAAUUUUUUUUUUUCUUGUUUCCUUUUUUAUUUUGGAGGGGGGAACAGAUGCAUAGCCGAGUCAAAGUAGAAUUAGGCGACGUGAAGUUUAAGAUCUUGGUGUUGCUAAAGAGGGCUAUGCCUAGAAUUUAGGGUGGGGUGGGGUGGGGUGGGGUGGGGUGGGUUGUUCUGGUUUUAGUUCUUCCGGGAGAAAGUGAUCAGCUGGACUUUAGUGUUUGCCUUUUCGGCUGGUUUAUUUCAGAGUGGAGACAAAAAUAGCGCCGGCCCUUUUUUCAUGUGGUAA